This is a messenger RNA of Ochotona princeps (American pika), 886 nucleotides long. RefSeq names its product lipocalin 15 (gene LCN15). The transcript has 4 exons. The record is from RefSeq and is a predicted model, not a curated record. Gene Ontology annotation, molecular function: small molecule binding. Bases 458 to 886 code for a protein of 142 amino acids. NCBI's taxonomy places the organism in Eukaryota, Metazoa, Chordata, Mammalia, Lagomorpha, Ochotonidae.
GUUGGUCUUGCUGAUCCUGCUGCUGGCGCUGCCCUGGGGACCCGUAGCCCAGGUGGAGGUCCUGGUGCAGCCCAGCUUUGAUGCCCAGAAGGUACUGGGGACCUUGUAGGCUGGAGGGAUGGGGACCGAGCCUCCCUGUAACAUCAGUGACAAGGAGUGCUCACCUGCCCUGGCCUGGCAGACCUGUUAGAGCCACCCUCCGUCGGGUCCUCAACAGCCCUGUGUGUGUGUAUGUGGCCCAUUUCACAGCUGGGAGAAUUGAGGCUCCAAGUGCUGUGGCCUCCAGGAUGGGGGCUCAGGCCCAGAGGGCAGAUGGACCCACACCUGGGCCUCAUGAUGAGCCUGUCUACAGGCCCUGGGCUGUCUCCCACGACACCUGGGCAGGCAGGGGCAGCUGCCCCUGCCUGUGGCUCACGGAGCCGCCCCACAGUUCUCCGGCCUCUGGUAUGUGGUGGCUAUGGCGUCCGACUGCCAGGCCUUCCUGGGCGAGAAGGACCACUUUCUGAUGUCCACUAGAAUCGUUAACGCCACUGAGGGAGGCAACCUCAGCGUCCAGGUGCAGGUCCCGAGGGCAGACAGCUGCAGCCAGGUGGACGCCCAGUACCUGAAGGUGGGCUCUGAGGGACACUUCAGGGUUCCAGCCUUGGGCUACCUGGAUGUGCGCGUUGCCAGCACGGACUACGACUCUUUCGCCAUCCUCUUCAUCUCCAAGGAGCUGGAGGGAGCAGCCAGCACAGCGGUGCAGCUCUACAGUCGGACAAGGGACCCCAGCCCCCAGGCCUUGAAGGCCUUCCAUGACUUCUACCCGACCGUCGGCCUGCUGGGCCACACCAUGGCUGAGCUGCCCAGGCCGGGUACGUCAGCUGCUGCCCACCGCCCUCCCUAG